Messenger RNA from Colletotrichum graminicola M1.001, 1035 nucleotides. RefSeq lists its product as uncharacterized. Bases 1 to 1035 code for a protein of 344 amino acids. The transcript has a single exon. The record is from RefSeq and is a predicted model, not a curated record. Lineage: Eukaryota; Fungi; Ascomycota; Sordariomycetes; Glomerellales; Glomerellaceae.
AUGCCUUUCACAGGAGAUGGCAAGAGUGGUGGUAGAUCGUCAGACGCCAGAAGAGGGGGCGUUUUGAGCAGCCGGACACCCAAGGAAACUUCGCCGAGCACGUCACGGUUCGCCUUCUUCAGUUCGCCGUUCUCCAAAAACGCUCAACCCCAGGUCGACCCCACGCAGGACGAGGAACUACUUUCACUCGACAUUCAGAAUGCACUGUUUCCUCCCUCAUCCCCGACCAACCGGGAUGCCUUUUCGCCGGCAGCCUUCAAGAACCUCGAGGCCACCGCCAUCGGCCUGCUGACGAGAUUUCAAAGCGCCUACCAAAGACAGGAUGCAGCUCUCCGGGAGCUACGCACAGAGAAAGACGCCCAGGCCGAGGAGCAUGACGAGGCGGAUACGCGGAUUCAGCAUCUCAGAGUCCAGCUGGAAAACAUGGCCUCCAAGGUCGCCGAGCAGGAGCAGUCGAUGCAACAGCUCAUGGCGGAACUGAACGCCGAAAAGAAGGCAAGGUACGAGGAGCGGAUAGCGCGCGAACGAAACCGACCCCUCUCGGAGGGGUCCACGAUAUCGGAAGAUCUCGGCGUCGAAGAAGACAUGGCCAGGCGGAAGUGGAGGAAGAGCGCGGGCUGUGAUACGGACGAUGAGAGCGUCGAGGACGCCAGCGUCUUCUCGAGGUCGCGGAGCCCCACCACUGCUGCUCCGAGCGUGUUCGAGGGGAGCAUCGUGGACAUGUCACCGACGCCGCAAGCGCCAAAGGCCAACGCGCUCGGCCCGCCGAGGCCGUCGCGGUCGUCCGUCCAGAAGCCCUCGCCCCAGCAGGUCAGCGUCUUCCAGAAGCUCAUGAGAGGCGUUACUGGGGACACCGCAAAUCAGGACGGCGGCCCCACGUCGUGCGCGAAUUGCCGCGGGCAGGACCAGCGGGCUGCGUGGGAUACCGUCAAUCUGUUGAGAGACGAGAACCGUGGGCUGAAGCAUCGUGUGGAGGAGCUGGAGACGUGUGUGGAUAAUGCGCUGGACGCGGUCAAUGGCCAUGGGCUCUAUUGA